This is a messenger RNA of Chrysoperla carnea, 1785 nucleotides long. Its product is annotated as organic cation transporter protein-like. The coding region runs from base 61 to 1728 and encodes 555 amino acids. The record is from RefSeq and is a predicted model, not a curated record. The transcript is spliced from 6 exons. Gene Ontology annotation, cellular component: membrane. Gene Ontology annotation, molecular function: transmembrane transporter activity. Gene Ontology annotation, biological process: transmembrane transport. Lineage: Eukaryota; Metazoa; Arthropoda; Insecta; Neuroptera; Chrysopidae.
GUAUCGGAGUACAAAUUAUUUUUUAAAUUAAUAGUUAACUAUUUUGUAACAGGAAACAUAAUGAAAAUGAUGAAUGUCGAUAAAAUGUUAGCAUUUGCUGGGGAUUUUGGUCCCCAACAAUAUAUUUUAAUGGGAUUAUUUUCUGUGAUAAAUAUUUUAUCAGCAUUUCAUUAUUUUGCACAAACAUUUAUCAGCGUUCUACCCAAUGGAUAUGAGUGUAUAGCCACUAUUACAAAUACGACUUCAAAUAUACAGCGACGUUCGUUGUCAAAUAUGGAGCUGGAAUCAACUUUAGUGAAAAGUCAUCACUAUGAAAGAUGUUAUUCACAAGAGGAUCAAAAUUUACUAUGUCAAAAUGGCUGGGUUUAUACAUUAGAUUAUAAUUAUAGCAGCAUUGUUGAUGAGUUGAAUUGGAUUUGUAACGAUGCAUGGAAACCGGUCUUGGGACAAUCCCUAUUUUUUAUUGGAUCUGUAUUUGGAUCGAUGGCUUUGGGUAUUUUGGCUGAUUAUAUUGGGCGGUUACAUGUUCUUGUAUUGGCGAAUAUGUUGGCAGUGCUGGGAAAUAUUAUUACGUUUUUAUCAAACUCCCUUCCCACAUUCGCUGUUGGGCGAUUCAUUGCAGGAAUUGCUACUGAUAGUAAUUUUGUGAUGAUGUAUAUUAUAGUUAUGGAAUACAUUCGUCCUAAUAUGCGAACAUUUGGUCUGAAUGUAUGUAUUGGAUUUUUUUAUUGUAUUGGGUGUAUGAUAGUUCCAUGGGUAGCCGUAUACUCACAAACAUGGCGAACAUUUUUAAUUUUCAUUACGUUACCAUUAUUAAUUGUGUUAACAUUUUAUUUUAUUGUGCCAGAGAGUGCUCAAUGGUUAAUAAGUCGUAAACGUAUAGAUGACUCAAUUCGAUGUUUUCAACGUAUUGCAAAAAUGAAUGGCAAAACAAUACCUGAUACAGCUAUCGAAGAUUUGAAAAAAUAUUGUGAAUUAAAUAUUUCAUCUCAAAAAACUGGCCAUUUGAUUGGAUUAUUUAAAACACCAUGUUUACGGAGAAAAAUUUGUAUAUUAAUAUUCAAAUCGAUGGUGAUAACAUUAUGCUAUGAUGCCAUAUCCAGAAAUAUAAAUGGUCUUGGUUUUUCGCCGUUCGUAAUGUUUACAAUAACCUCAUCCGCAAUUUUACCAGCUUGUCUGUUAAUAUUAAGUUUACAGGAUAUAGUUGGACGCAAGGCUAUGGCCUGUUCUUCGCUAUUUAUCAGUGGAUUGUUUACAUCUAUUACUGGAAUAUUAAUAACGACAGUGCCAAAUCCAGAUGUUUACUUUACGUUAGCUCUAGCAUUAAUCGCUAGAUUUGGUAUAACAGUUGCUUAUAAUUCUGGUGCACAAUAUGCUGUAGAAUUAAUACCAACAGAAGUACGUGGUCAAGGAGUUGCAGCUGUACACGUGGCUGGUUAUGCAGCCACAUUUUUCAGUUCACAUAUUUUAUACUUGGGUGAAUUUAAUCGUGCUUUACCCGAACUGAUUUUAGGGUUCUUAUCAAUAUUAGGUGCCGUAACAUGUUUGUUCUUACCGGAAACGUUAAAUCGGACCCUACCAGUAACAUUAGAUGAUGGGGAACAAUUUGGUGAAAAUGAAGGUGUUUGUGAUUUUGCAUGUUGCUUACGCACUCAAGCAACAUCAAGUACUUUACAAUUAGUGAACAGUGCAACGGAUAUGAAAUCGCACGGGAGCAUGCAAGUUUAAUAAUUAACUUUUUUCUAAAAUAUAUGUUAUAGUAUUAUUUAUAUUAUAUAUGAUAUA